Phragmites australis (common reed) is the source of this 603-nucleotide messenger RNA. RefSeq names its product transcription factor ILI3-like. Gene Ontology annotation, molecular function: protein dimerization activity. The record is from RefSeq and is a predicted model, not a curated record. Gene Ontology annotation, biological process: regulation of DNA-templated transcription; regulation of growth. NCBI's taxonomy places the organism in Eukaryota, Viridiplantae, Streptophyta, Magnoliopsida, Poales, Poaceae. The transcript is spliced from 2 exons. Bases 163 to 429 code for a protein of 88 amino acids.
UCUUCUUCUCUCUCUCCAGAUCUUAGUCCGAUCCUCUUCUUUUUGGUGUCCCUUUCACCUUUUCUUCCCACCAGUCUCCGAUCCUCUCAUCCGUUUGAGAUUAAUCUCAAGCAAAACCAAGCAAGAGGAGAGCUGGAGAUCCACGGCUGGCCAGCAUCGGAGAUGUCGGGGCGCCGAGCUGGCAGGAUCACCGCCGACGAGAUCAACGAGCUCAUCACCAAGCUCCAGUCCCUCCUCCCGGAGUCAUCCCGCCGCCGUGCCGCUUGUCGGUCGUCGGCGUCGAAGCUGCUGCAGGAGACGUGCAGGUACAUCAGGAGCCUUCACCGGGAGGUCGACGGCCUUAGCAACCGGCUGUCGGAGCUCAUGGCGACCAUGGACUGCGACAGCCCCCAGGCUGACAUCAUCCGCAGCCUCCUCCGCUCGCCCUAGCUAGAUAGCUGGAAGUAGAAGAGAUGGAGAGAGAAACCUCUUGAAGGCACACUAAUGCCUCUCAAUGCCUUUCAUUCUUGCUUUCGUUUAUUUCUCUUCUGUGCGUGCAUGUUGCCGUACGUGCGAGGUUGCUUGUGAUCAAUUAUGGUUGAAGAAGCCCAAGUGCUUAGGAGA